This is a messenger RNA of Calidris pugnax (ruff), 5341 nucleotides long. RefSeq names its product centrosomal protein 152kDa (gene CEP152). Gene Ontology annotation, biological process: centriole replication. The transcript is spliced from 26 exons. Gene Ontology annotation, cellular component: centrosome. Lineage: Eukaryota; Metazoa; Chordata; Aves; Charadriiformes; Scolopacidae. The record is from RefSeq and is a predicted model, not a curated record. Bases 97 to 5064 code for a protein of 1655 amino acids.
GUCAUGCGGAAGAGUGCGCCUUUGUUGUGCUCGGGGAAGGCGGGCGGCCGCGGCGCCUCAGGUUUUGCUGGAUACUCAAAACAUUAUUAGAAAACAAUGUCCCUUGACUUUGAUAGUGGAGCUUUGCAAACUCAACAUGAAGAUGAAGACUAUGACCCAGAGGAUUAUGCAAGAGAACAAGAGUUGCAACAGCUACUGACAGACCUUCCCCAUGAUAUGCUGGAGGACAGUGGAGACCAGCUCUCCAGCUAUUCAGACUGUAGCAUUCAUGAGACUGAUGAGCAAUCACAUGAGCCUGGGAAGCAUGAUGGAAGGUGGAACGAUCAUCCAUUGAUAAGUGAUCCUCAAAAUGGUUAUGAACAAGGACAAAAUCUGUACCCUGAACAAUUCUUGUGUGACCAGCAAAAUGAUAAUGUUGAAAGACUUGGAAUGAAUUGGAAUGGCCUACAUAAUGAUGAAGACAAUAAACAUAUAUAUGAUGUUAAAGGAGACUACCGUGGCCAGAAUAGUCAAGAGGAUACUGAUGAUGUGUAUCUUGGUAGAGAUGAGUUUAAUGCUCCAAGUAUCUACCAACAGAACAAUGUGUAUCAUCUUCCUGAAAACUUUAAGCCAUAUACAAAUGACCGUAAACCAGAAUUUAACAUUCAGCAAAGUAAAAUACUAAAAUUUCCAGAUGUUCCAAAGGAAAAUCUUAAGCAAUUUGUCGCAUCUGAUGUUGUCAGUGGCCAAUCGCCAGAAUCUUACAAAGUGACUUAUAAACCAUACCAAAACGGCAUUCAUCAACAAAUCCCAGUAAUCCAAGAAGGAACUAAAAGAAAUGAAGUGUUUGAAGAUUUGCAACAUGAAUUCCUGGGCAAUGAUGAAAAUUCUUCAGAAAACAUGCAGAUUCUUCAACUUCAAGUUCUAAAUAAAGCAAGAGAAAGACAACUGGAAGAACUUAAUGAAAAGCUAGAAAAGAGUGCACAGCAGAUUAGAUAUUUGAGUCAUCAGCUUUCAAUGGUCACAGAUGAAAAGGAUGGUUUGGCUGUUAGUCUUCGUGAGUCUCAAAAACUCUAUCAGAAUGGAAAGGAACGGGAAGUGCAUCUCGAAGGUCAAAUAAAGGCCCUUGAAACUCAAAUUCAGACUCUUACUACUAAUGAGGAGCAGAUAUUGAAGCAAUCCAAAAUGGCAGAGGUAGCCAUGGAAAGCAUGCAGAAGCAGCUGUUAGAACUUCAGAGAUCAGAUGCCCUUCAGAGAGCCAGAGAACAACAUGAGACCAUUAUUUCAGCACUCAAGCAGAAGUAUGAAAAACAAAUAUUAUCAUUAGAGCAGAAACUUGAUACUACAAAAUCUGCGCUCCAAGAGCAGAAAGAGCUUUGCAAAAAUCUAGGAGAGCAUGUCAAGCAGCUUGAAAAAAUGUUGGAGGAAACCAAAUGUGAAAAAACUGAAAUAAUAAAUCGACUGACAAGAAGCCUAGAAGAAAGCCAAAAGCAAUGUGCAAAUUUACUGCAAACAGGCUCGAUGCAGGAGACAAAUCAGUUACGGUUUCAGUUGCAACAAGCGCAGUCUGCACACAUGAUAAGCAGCAACAUGAACAAGGCUUUGCAGGAAGAAUUAAUGGAACUGAAGGAAGAAAUAGCUUUGUAUGAAUCUGCUGCCAAGCUUGGAGUAUUUUUGAAUGAUGCAGGUGGAGAGCUGCAUACAAACCCAGGUGAUUCCUAUGUAGAUUUGGGAAUUAAGAAAAUCACUGGAAAGAAACCAAGGUUCUGCAGUGCAAUACAGAACAGAGACACGGAUAAAGAGCUCUCUAAAGAUGAAAUCAUUGUAGAAUUAAAAGCUGAGCUGGAACGUUUAUUGAGCAGCAAUAAAAGGAAGAGAAACCAGGUUACUCAAUUACAAAAUGAUCUUAAAGAUUGCCAGAAGACAUUAGAGGAGUACAAGCAGUUGUUGGAAGCAGAAAAAGCAUCAAAAGAGUCAGAGCCUGCCAAAAAUCUGAAUGAUACUGUGGUGACCAGUCCUUCGGUUUCUGAUAAUCUUAAGGAAGAAGUUCUGAGACUCAGAAAGGCUAAUGAAACUUUGCUGCAGGAAAUUGAGAACCAUACUUCCACUAUUGAAAAACUGAAGGAAAAUGAGGAAAAAUUGAAAAGCUUAAAUCAAGAUCUCUGUUGUCAGAUGAGAAAAAUGGUUCAAGAUUUUGAUCAGGAUAAACAAGAAGCCAUUGACAGGUGUGAAAGAACUUAUCAGCGACAUCAUGAGGAUACAAAAGCACAAUUUGAGAGAGACUUGAUGGAGAGGUAUGCUGCAGAAAAGCAGCAGCUUAUUCAAACUUACGAAGAAGCAAUCUUGCAGUUAAAGGUGAACAUAGAGGAGCUGAAUAAAGAGAUGACUUCAGUGAAGGAAUGUUACAUUGGUGUCUGUGGGGAGAAGGACACAUUGGAAGCUACUUUAAGGCGGAAAUUUGAGCGAGAGCAGCAGCUGAAGGAAGAGAAGCUCAAGAAACAGCUACUAGAAGAAAAAGAAGACUCUCUUAACCUUCUGAGGACUGAGCUUGAAGAGAAACACAGGAGUUCUAUGAUGGCAGCAAAGAGGCAGUGGUUGGAAGAAAAAGAACAGCAGGUUGAAGAGGAAGUUGCAUUAGCUAAAGUCCACUGGGAGAAGGAGGAAAAAGAGAUAGAUGCAGCUUUAACUCGAGCUCGUGCCAGGUGGCUGCAAGAAUUAACAGACCUCAAAGAGUAUAAAGUAAAUCUAAAGAUAGAACAAGAAAAAUGGGAAAAAGAACACAAAGAGACUGCAGCAAAGCAGUUAGCCCUAGUUCUCUCAGCUGCUGAAGAGAAAUGGAAGAAAGAAUAUGAGAGUGCAGAGAAAUCUGGACCAAGAAUGAAAGAACUUGAAGAAAAGGUAAUUUCUCUCAAGAAGGAAUUGGACCUAAAGAAAGAAGAAAUCCCUGCAACUAUCAAAGCAGAACUAGCAAAAGCCCGUGCUCAGUGGAACAAAGAAAAGCAAGAAGAAAUCCUGCAGAUACAGGAGCAAAAUGAGAGAGACUACAGAUCAUUCUUAGAUGAUCAUAGAAACAGAAUUAAAGAGGUACUUGCAACAGCAAAGGAGGAUCUCGCAAAGCAGAGGAAUGAUCUCUCCAUUCAGAAAGAGGCAGAAAUUAAGAUGUUACUUGACCAAAAGCAGCGAGAAUGGGAGGCUCAGGAAACAAAGAGAUUGCAAGAUGAAAUAAAUCGGUAUGAGGAGAAGACUCUGGUUGAGCUUGAGUACUUGUUGAGUGAAAUUCAUGAAGAACUAGUCAAACGCGCACAUAGUAAGCAUUCUUGGAAGGAUAAGUGUUUUGAUGGUCACGUUCAAUUAGGCCAUAAGCAUGAAGACAAACUGAAGGUUUGCUUACAAAAGGCCUACAGAACCACAGUUUACACAAUUCUGGAAAAGAAAGAGCAAGAAUGGAAAGAGAAAUAUGAAGAGCUACUGAGUAAUGUAAAUAAAGAAGCAUACUCUUGCCUGCAAUGUGGUGAAGGAGAAACUGGGGACAUGGCAAGACCUCCUGUGUACGAUGUCAGACACCAAGGAGAAAGACAAAGGAGGCUAAGACAACAGCCACCCUUGCAGGAAACUGGAACAGACAAAGAAAAUGAGAAGGUUCUAGAAGCUCUCAUUGCAGAAAACUCUGAGAUGAAGAGUAAACUGAAAGACCUAGGAACACCACCAAGGUCACUGUCAAAGGGAGGCGUCUCAAAACCUUGUACAUCCUGUGACUCCGUGAAAGGGCUGGAAGAAAUGCGUGCUCAGUACAUUAAAGCUGUGAGCAAGAUUAAGUGUGAUAUGCUUUGUUAUAUCCGUGAAAGUAAGGAGCGAGCUGCUGAAAUGAUUAAAGCAGAGGUUUUAAGAGAGCGCCAAGAGACGGCACGGAAAAUGCGAAAAUACUAUUUGACAUGCCUUCAACAACUACUUACUGAUAAUGGGAAACAUGAAGGAGCUGAAAAGAAAAUAAUGCAUGCUGCCAGUAAGCUUGCUACAAUGGCUAAAGGACUUGAAACGCCUCUUCGACACAUUCCCCAGAGCAAGUCUACCCGCUCAGCUCUGCUAUUAAAUUCUGAUCUACCACCUGGAGCUGAGUACUCAAAAAGAGAUCGUAUGCUUCAGACUAGGUCAAACCAUAUGGAAAGCAAAUUAUGUGGCGAAAGCAUUACCCAAAAAGCCAAUGGUAAAGUUGUUCAGAAACGUGUACCACAUGACUUGAGACAGCAGUUUGAUGCGGUGCAGACUGAAACUCGACAUAUGCUUCAUGAAACAGUAACUUCAAAUAUUCAGAACGAGAACAAUUCUAAAAAUCUGGAUGGUGCUUCAAGAGAUGCUCUGCCAGAGUUUUAUCCAAAUGAAGAUGGAAGAAGGGAAAAAUAUGGCCCCACUGUAAAUGUAGACAAAGGACUCUUCUGUGCUGGUGGUAAUACAGGACAUCAGAAUGCUUCUCCAUCUACUUGUCAAGUAACACUAGAAAAUAUGCAUGGACCCAAUUUUAAAAAUGACCAUACUGUCUCUGGACCAACUCAUCAUAUACUUAAGAGCAAGAAUGAAGGAAUGGUCUUGAAAGAGGAUAAAUCUAUCCAGUCACGUGGAAAAUGGAAAAGUAGAUCCAAAAGAACUCAGGAACUUGGUUGUCAAGAAACUCCAGAAAGGGAUGAAGGAAGCUGCAGUGAAUGGAGUUCUGCAGAUGGAAGCCUGCAUCUGGAUCGUAGCAAUAUGCCUGUCUUUUAUCCUGAACCAAAAGCCAGUACUAAUGUCCAAGCACAGACUGCAUCCUGUGAAGAGGUUCCUCACAUCAGGUCAUUUUCACCUGCAGAUGAAAAUGUUACUUCUUGGAGACAUCUUCCUAAAGGCAAGAUUGGCAGCACAAAAAGCAGCACUGAAGUUUACAGUAGAGGCCACCUGAUAACAAACCCAGAGCAUACUUCAUUCCUCAACUCUCAGAAAUCAAAUUCUCCUGUCACACAAGUCAAUGUAUCGCCAGAUUCAAAAGUAGGAAAAUGCUGCAAUAAAUGCUUAGAAAAAAAUGGUGUGGGAUCCCCAGUCACUUCAGCAAGAUAGUGGGAUCUUGCAGCCCAUUUUCUAACUGGAACCAAUACCAGGGAAGGAAAAAAAGGUGACUUCACAGUUAAAUAAAAGUGUAAGGACUGGGGGAAACCUAUUCUACUGUGUCUGUUUCACGAUCCAUGUUACACAAUUUGAGUGUUACAUGAAGAAAUUCCAUAAAGUUACUUGAAAUAUUAAUGCAGACUUUUGUUUACCUUUGUAUUAACACUUUCAUAAUUGUUUAUAGUGUACUAUAUACAAAUCUAUUAAAUAGUAUCUAUUUUUUUACUAA